AUGAAAAUACUGUUUAUCGGAGAUAUAGUUGGAAAUCCGGGCAGAGUAGCAACAACGCAAUUUCUGGACGAACAUCAGCACAAAUACGACUUCAUCGUUGUAAACGGAGAGAACGCAGCGGGUGGCAGAGGGUUAACGUUUGACAUCGUCGACCAACUUCUGGCAUCUGGGGUCUCCGCGAUUACAACUGGGAACCAUGUUUGGGAUAAUAAAGAUAUUUUUCGCUUUAUAGAUACAACACCGCAACUGAUACGCCCUGCGAAUUAUCCGACCGAUGUCGCAGGACGCGGCGUAACCAUUGUUGCAUCCACUGACGGGCAAACUCAACUCGGUGUUAUCAAUCUCGCCGGACAGAUUUUCAUGAGUCCUUACACCAAUCCGUUUCACGCUCUUAAUUCGAUUAUACCUGAAGUGAAAGCAGUGACACCCUAUAUCCUCCUCGACUUUCAUGCAGAAGCAACCUCUGAAAAAAUUGCGAUGGGCUGGCACGCAGACGGCAGGAUAGGAGCGGUGAUCGGCACGCAUACGCACGUUCAGACAGCGGACGCACGCGUCCUUCCACAGGGUACCGCCUAUAUCACAGAUGCCGGUAUGACCGGACCCUACGACUCAGUUAUCGGCACAAGAACUGACGAUGCGCUUGAACGGUUUUUGACGAUGAUGCCCACCCGAUUCACCGUCGCUAAAAGAAACGUCAAACUUUGUGGUGCCGAGAUAGAACUUGACGAACAAACAGGGCUGGCAGUGAGCAUCAUGCCAUUCCAGCAUCAGUAUUAA
This is a messenger RNA of Geodia barretti, 777 nucleotides long. The record is from the annotation of a GenBank genome assembly. NCBI's taxonomy places the organism in Eukaryota, Metazoa, Porifera, Demospongiae, Tetractinellida, Geodiidae.